GUUCCGUCUCACCAAUCCUGCAGAGAUGAAGUACUUGGUGUUUGUGGUCUUGGUGGCUGGCGCUUGCGCUUCUGAGGUGGAGAAGCGAGAGGCGGAGCCAAGUCGUGGCUACAGCAAUGGUUACGUUCUUCACCACCACGCGUACCCCCGUACCUACCACCCCUACCACAAGAGGUCGGCUGAGCCUAAGGCCGAAGCCGAGCCUUCAUACCGAGGUUACUACCGUCCCUAUUCCUACGGCUAUCACAAUACUCCCUAUGUCCACCACCAUUACAAGAGGUCCGCCGAAGCUGAGGGCGAAGCCGAGCCCACUUACGGCUCGUCCAACUACUACCGCCCACACCCCUACAUUCCUUCCGUCUACCGUCACCACAAGAGAUCUGCUGACCCCGUUGCUGAGGCUGAAGCCAGUUACGGCUACAGGUCAUACCAUCCCGUGCACUAUCACUCCUACCAAUACACCCCCUAUACUCACAGCCACUACAAGAGAUCUGCCGAGCCAGAAGCUGAUCCUGAUUUCCUUUAUGGCCACCACCACCCGUCCCAUAGCGGAGCUCACUAUGGUUACGGUUACCGCGCUCACCACCAUUAAGGGGUUGGAUUUAAUAUGGCCUGAAUUCAUCUA
Messenger RNA from Penaeus monodon (black tiger shrimp), 625 nucleotides. RefSeq names its product histidine-rich glycoprotein-like. The record is from RefSeq and is a predicted model, not a curated record. The coding region runs from base 26 to 592 and encodes 188 amino acids. Lineage: Eukaryota; Metazoa; Arthropoda; Malacostraca; Decapoda; Penaeidae. The transcript has 2 exons.